This is a messenger RNA of Klebsormidium nitens, 1479 nucleotides long. The record is from the annotation of a GenBank genome assembly. Lineage: Eukaryota; Viridiplantae; Streptophyta; Klebsormidiophyceae; Klebsormidiales; Klebsormidiaceae.
CUAAAAGUGAGGGAUGAGCAGCAGCACUCUUUUUCCUGAUCAUGUCCAACCUAGGACCAAAGCCUAAGGUAGUGAACUGUGAAGGCAACUGCAGGGCGGUCUGCUCGUGCUCAGUAGCGCAGCUUAUUCCGUUGUUGGUUCCAUCAGCUUCAUUGCUAACAGCUUCUGUGUGGGGUGGUGCCAACUGUAGAGUCGUUUCUGAAUCGAUCGGUGGACGGGGCGGAGCCACCAUGGUAGGGCCAGUGCAGGGGGCGGAUGCUGCGCCCAAUCAGACGAUCUAUGUGUCAAACCUGAAUGAAAAGAUUAAAAAGGAGGAAAUGAAGAAGUCGCUGUACGCGGUCUUCUCCCAGUUUGGCAAGAUUCUAGACAUAGUGAAUUUGAAGACCCUGAAGUUGCGAGGGCAGGCCUGGGUGGUGUUCGAUGACAUCACCGCAGCCACCAACGCACUCCGGCAGAUGCAAGGUUUUCCCUUUUAUGAUAAGCCGAUGAAAAUUGCAUAUGCGAAGACGAAGUCCGACGCAGUGUCAAAAGCCGAUGGGACGUUCGUACCACGGGAGAAGAGAAAAGCAAUCGAGGAACGAGAGAAGGAGAAGGCUCGCAAGCGUGCUGCUGCGGCGGGCCCCGUUCCUGCGGCUUUGCCCGGCCAGAUGCCGGGGAUGAUGCCCGGCAUGGUGCCGGGGAUGGUGCCCCCCGCGUAUGGCUACGGCAUGCCCCCCCCGAUGGCCGUCCCUGAGGCCCCGGCGCCCCCCAACAACCUGCUCUUCGUUGAGAACCUGCCGCUGGAGGCCAGCAAGCUGAUGCUGUCCACGCUCUUCAACCAGUUCCCAGGCUUCAAGGAAGUUCGUAUGAUCGAGUCAAAGCCAGGUAUCGCAUUUGUCGAGUUUAGUGACGAGAAUCAAUCAACAGUGGCGAUGUCCGGGCUGCAAGGGUACCGGAUCACGCCCACAAACCCCAUGUUGAUCACCUAUGCGAAGAAGUAGGUGGCGGCAUAGGGUGCGCGCUUGUUUUGGCUAGCCGUCCUUGCACCGUCAGUUCGUUGCCACACAAGAUGGCGACCUGAGAUGGAAGGCAAGCCCAACUGCGAACAGUACCUCUUAAGACUUCCCUCUUUCCAGGCUGCUCCAGCACUUUGCGGGCUGGUGCAUCACUUGUAUUCGCUGCUCUGGUGCCGCUGAUGCUGUUACUGAAGAGCAUUCACAGGCCAGUAAAGACACUGGCAUGCAUGCCAUGAUGGCAGGGUUCGUUCAAUCCGAAUCAAUCAUCAGCAUAGAAAUCACUUCAAGUGAUUAUGCACCGCAAGUGCUGUUUAGUACAUUAUCAGUAACUUAAGGUACUAAGAAUUACUCAAGGCUUGUUUAAGAUCCUUGGGGAGCCUUUUUAAGUUCAUAGGUUACGCAGCGGCAAUUGUCAGUAGGACGAAGUCUAAGUUUGGUGCGGUAAACAUGCAACCGGCCGUACUGGUAACUAUAUAUGUGAUCU